Messenger RNA from Brettanomyces bruxellensis, 531 nucleotides. RefSeq lists its product as uncharacterized. Lineage: Eukaryota; Fungi; Ascomycota; Pichiomycetes; Pichiales; Pichiaceae. The coding region runs from base 1 to 531 and encodes 176 amino acids. The record is from RefSeq and is a predicted model, not a curated record. Gene Ontology annotation, molecular function: carboxy-lyase activity. The transcript has a single exon.
AUGAAACUCCCUUGCUAUCAAAACAAUACGCCUCUUGAUCCUUCCUUCGAUGAUGACCUGAAGGACGUUCAUCUUGUCUAUGAUUAUGACGCCACAGACUCGAACGGAAAACCAGAAAAAUGGAGGUAUGAAAUAUGGUUUUUCUCAGAAAAUAAAAUUGUUUAUGCGAUUCAUGGUGGUCCAAUGGCAGGAAGGAUUAAUUAUCAAACAGUUGCUUAUCAAUGUGUACGCCCUGGAGAAAUAUGGCAGAUAAAUUGGCUUGAAGAAACAGGCACUGUUGUGUCAAUAGUUUAUGACAUUGUGAAUAAAACGGUAAACGGACUUCUAUGCUUUUCUAAGGGACAUUGGGAAAAUUCUGAAGCUGCUCAUGGGGAUAAAAGAAACCCAGAUGACUUUGCUCGUUGGAGAAAUUUGGCCAGGCAGGGCAUUCAAACCGAUCGUUUCGUCUUGGUUGAAAGGGCCCAUAUAUUGAAAUCGUUUAAAGGUCAGGGUGAUUUGGAACCGAUCGAACCUGAUGCAAUUACCUUUUAG